This is a messenger RNA of Clunio marinus, 2004 nucleotides long. Lineage: Eukaryota; Metazoa; Arthropoda; Insecta; Diptera; Chironomidae. The record is from the annotation of a GenBank genome assembly.
UGUUCUGCUUGACUCCAUUCGAUUCAGUUGACAGAUGUUGACAUAAGUUACAAUAAUUUAUUAAUAAAAAAGUUUAGAUUAUAAUUUGAGAUAUAAAAAUGGAUCUUUAUAAUGCAACGUUAAUAGAAAGUGCAAUUGAAAUUUACGACACAUAUUUCCAUCUCGUUGCGUCAAUAUUUCUGGUGGUCAUCUGUGGCGUGUACCUUUGGUUUGUGCUCGUUGCUGGGCCCGCAUGGAUGAAAAAUCGCGAACCUUACAACGUCAUUCAUUUAAUUCGUCUUUACAAUUUAUUUCAAGUGUUUGCUUGCACAGUUUACGUGACAAGAGCACAGCAAUUAGGAUUCUCUUUGAAAUAUAUUUUUAAGUGUGAGAAAUUCGAAAACUUCAGUGACUUGGUGAGGAUUGAAGUUAUAAUUGGCUAUUGGCUUUUCCUGGUGCUACGAACAAUUGAAUUCCUUGAAACUGUUUUCUUCGUGUUACGUAAAAAACAAAAUCAAGCUUCCUUCCUUCAUAUCUUUCAUCACAUUGGAUCUGUGGCUAUGACAUGGCUUUUUAUAAUAUCAAAUGCAGAACUUAUGGCAGUCUACAUCGCUAUCAUCAAUUCAAUGGUCCACAUGGUCAUGUACACUUAUUACUUCUUGACUUCAUUUAAAAAUGGAAAACUUGAAGUUAUUUGUUUGAAAGUGAAACCUUUUAUUACGAUCAUGCAAUUAGUUCAGUUUGGAAUCAUUAUAGCCCAUUGCAUCGUCGCAGUUCUGCCUGAUUGUAAUGCUGGUUACUUCUUCCAUCUUCAGAUCAUCAAUUUCAUUGUUUUAACAUUCCUGUUUGGUCAUUUCUUCAUUCAAAGUUAUUGCAGAAGCAAGAAAGAAGAUCGAUGUUCAUAUCAUUCAAAUUUUCCAAAAUGGCUAACAUAUCGGAAACAUUUUCCGAGAAUUCGACGACAACUCUCGAAGUUGCACAGGGAUGUAACUACACUCAAUCUUCCAGUGCUUUUCUCGACAGCUUUUCUUCUCAUUGUCAUAUUUGCUGUUUACAUGUGGUUUAUUUAUAUUUAUGGACCUAAAAUGAUGAAAUCUAAACGCCCUUAUAAGCUCAAGAACUUCAUUCGUGGCUAUAACAUCUUCCAAAUGGGCGCUUGCUUGGUUUUGGUUGUUCGUUCAUAUCAACUUGGCUUUGACUUUCGAUUCCUUUGGAGAUGCGAAGAUUUUUCAUGGCUAAGUGAAAGUGCAUUGAACGAGAUUGUUAUUGGAACUUGGUUCUUCCUUUUCUUACGUAUGUUCGAGUUUAUUGAAACAGUUUUCUUCAUCCUUCGGAAAAAGGAAAAUCAAGCGUCGUUCUUGCACGUUUAUCAUCAUGUUUCAACUGUAAUUUUGAUGUGGGUUUACUUAACAUACGACACAGAAUUGAUGGCACUCUACAACGCUUCAAUCAACUCGUUCAUUCAUGUCAUCAUGUACGGCUAUUACUUCUUAAGCUCAUAUAAGGGAACACGUGAAUGCCUAAGCUUCGUCAAACCAAUCAUUACAAUCAUGCAAUUAGUUCAGUUUGUUUUGAUUAUGGGUCAUUGUAUUAUUGCCAUUCUGCCAACUUGUUACGCUUCAGGAAUAUUCUUCCAUCUUCAAAUUGCCAACCUUUGCAUGCUGACAAUUCUCUUCAGUCAUUUUUUCAUUACAAAUUAUUUGAAGAAAAAGGAUUCGCCAGCUAGACUCUAAAUAAAUUUUAUUAUUAUAGGUAAAGUAAUUUGGAUCAAUAAAAUGGGCUUUCGAAGCUUUUAUUAUCAGGUUUUCAAUGAAAUUCCUUGGCAUUGUCAACUAACUUUCAUGAUCAUCUUAACCAGUUUAAUAUUUCCCUUGGUCAUUUUUUGGUUUUAGUAUCAAAAGUCGUCAAUCAAGUUCAAGCUCAAAGAAAAAAACGGCCACGAUAAUGAUGACGUUGUCGCUUUUUAUUUGAGAUUAGAAACAGAAAGAUCAUCCUUCGAAAACAGGUUCAUAUGGUGAUCAUUCU